Molecule: messenger RNA, 3118 nt
Organism: Clarias gariepinus (North African catfish)
Lineage: Eukaryota; Metazoa; Chordata; Actinopteri; Siluriformes; Clariidae
Gene: sema3h
Product: sema domain, immunoglobulin domain (Ig), short basic domain, secreted, (semaphorin) 3H
Exons: 18
Coding region: 240-2498 (752 amino acids)
Biological process (GO): motor neuron axon guidance; neural crest cell migration; positive regulation of neuron migration
Molecular function (GO): chemorepellent activity; neuropilin binding; semaphorin receptor binding
Source: RefSeq, a predicted model, not a curated record
UGAAAGAGGAAAGAGAGAGAGAGAGGAGGAAACAUCAACUGCAAAUAGAGAAUUAACCAACACCACUAGAUAUAUAGACCAAGUGUGGGUGAAAGAGAAAGAAAGAGAGAGAGAGAGAGGAAGAGAGAGAGAGAGAGAGAGAGACUUAUCUAGGAGCUGCUGAUACUGUUAAAUGAGAGACAAGAAGAAAUAGCAGAGAGAUAUUUAAUCAGGGUAUUUAGAGUGUAAAGUGCACAGCCAUGAAAAGGAUAUUAUCUAUCACCUUUGUGUCGCUGAUGGCAAUUUCUUUAACGGGAGCAUGGAAACCAGCUCAGCCCAGACUGCAGUUCACACACGCAGAGCUGGUCCGUAGCAGCAGAUUGAUGUCUCUGCCACUCCCCGCCGGGGACCUGAAUUCUAUGCUUCCUGAUGAAGAUGGCCGCCGUCUGUACAUCAGCAUGAAGGACUAUUUACUGUCAGCCAGCCUGGAUGAUAUUACACAACCCCAUCGCAAGAUUUACUGGCCUGCAAAUCCAGAUCGAAUCCAGGACUGUUUGAUGGCUGGAAAAGACCUACAGCUGGAGUGUGCCAAUUUCUUGCGUGUACUAGAGCCUUACAACCAAACGCACCUGUACGCCUGUGGGACAGGAGCCUUCAACCCUCGCUGCGCUUACAUCCCUACACGCCUCUUUCUCAAGGGUGAGGAUCAGACACUCCAGUAUGAACAAACAGAGUCUGGAAAAGGAAAGUGUCCCUAUGACCCAAACCAAAAGACUGCUACUGCCAUGAUUGAUGGAGAGCUUUAUGCUGGUAUCACAUCAGAUUUUAUGAGUCGUGACUCUGCAUUCUUUCGUAGUCUGGGAGAGCGUCAUGUAAUCCGCACAGAGCAAUACGAGCCAACCUGGCUUCAAGAUGCUGAGUUUGUGCGUGUGGCCAUGAUGAAGGAGAGUGAUAAUGAAGAAGAUGAUAAGGUCUACUUGUUCUUCACUGAGCGUGCUCAGGAGGCUGAGGGGCCCGCCGGCAAAGUCCUGUACACUCGAGUCGCCCGUGUCUGCAAGAAUGAUAUCGGUGGUCAGCGCAGUUUGGUGAAUAAGUGGAGUACGUUUCAAAAGGCUCGGAUGAUCUGCUCUGUGCCUGGACCUGAUGGCUUACAGACACACUUUGACCAACUGCAGGACAUUUUCAUUCAGCCUGGCAAAGACGAGAAGCACCCACUGAUAUAUGGCGUCUUUACUACCACCAGCGACGUGUUAAAUGGAUCGGCAGUGUGCGUCUACCGCAUGCAAGACAUCAUCCGGGCCUUCAAAGGAAACUUCUACCACAGGGAGGGGCCACAGUAUAAGUGGACGGAGUUUACAGGCAGAGUGCCCUAUCCCAGACCUGGAACAUGUCCAAGCAGCACGUACGGAAGUUUCCGUUCCACACGGGAGUAUCCUGAUGACGUCAUCUUCUUUAGUCGCACCCAUCCACUGCUGCAGGAAGUUGUGCGUCCUGUGGAGAGUCGACCUUUGCUAAUUAGAGUUGGUGUUGACUACAAGUUGACACACAUCGUUGUGGAUAGAGUGGAGGCUGUGGACGGACAACAUGAUGUUCUGUUCAUCGGGACAGAUUCGGGCCUGGUGCUGAAGUCCAUUCACGUCCCGAAAGAUCAAGGACAAAGUCGAGAGGUCACCCUGGAACAGCUGCAGGUGUUUAAGCACAAGUCACCAGUCACCGCCUUGACGCUGUCCAAGAAGAAGUGGCUGUUCGUGGGAUCUGCAGAAGGCGUGUCUCAGUUGGCUCUCUAUCAAUGUGACCUAUAUGGUCAGGUGUGUGCAGAGUGCUGUUUAGCCAGAGACCCAUACUGCAACUGGGAUGGCCAUGCAUGCAGCCCUUAUAUACCAGUUGCACGCAGGAGGAAUACUCGUCAUGUUGGUGAUUUUAGGAAUCCUUUAACUGAGUGCGUCAGGCAGGGAGCUGGCCUGGAGGUGCAAUCAGAGGAAAAGGAAAUAGUGGUGGCUGUGGGAAACAGUACCUACCUGGAGUGUCUGCCUAAUUCACACCAUGCCACAAUCACCUGGUUUAAACAGAUCGGAGAGAACAGUCUGGAACAAUACGAGGUGACCUCAAGGGAUCAUCUGGUAGUAAUUGACAGGGGCAUUCUGAUUCCGAGGGCGGAGCUUAACCAUGGGGGGAUUUAUCACUGUCAGCUGGAGGAGCAUGGGUUUCGCUGGACGGCCGUAACAAUUCGAUUGAGUGUGUGGAGUCCCAGCCAGCAUUCCAUCGCAGACUCCUCCCAGCCCUGGCACCAGGAUGGAAUGACUCUGAUUCGCCACAAGGACUUGGAGCACUACUGCAAGGAACUCGGCAAACAGCGGCAUGAUCACAAAAGGUCCAGGGAAAAGGAGCAGGCGAAGGAGAAAAAAAAAGCAGACAGACAGAAACAUGGAGGAGAACGAGGAGACAAGGAACGGGGAAAAGGCAGGAAGAACAGAAGCAAAAUGGGGAGCUCUGCCCCAAGGGCUCCGAGGAGCACCUAGAGACAUUCUACCAACAAUACAAUCAAUACAAUAUCAAUACAAUAAGAAAAUGAACUGAACACAUCUUCACAAAAUCAAGCAUGAACUUGCAUAUACAUGAACAUAAACUGCUGACGAUAUUGUUUGUUAAGGCUAAAUAUGAGGACUGUUGCCAAGCAGCUGUGUAUGAAUGACAGGGGGCGUGGCUUUUAUGAUGGAUGAUCUCAAAGCCAAGGGACAUAUCCUGAAUAUACUAAAUGGGGACUGAGCCCUGCCAAGCUGAAAUUUGAAAUAUAAAAUGUCUCAGACAUUCUUUAGUUUGUGUAAAUAGGGGGAAAAAAAGACUCCAUUGUUUUUGGAGCACCUGUAAAGGCUCUUUGUUUUAAAAAGACUGUUGGCUUUAAAGCACAAAUGUUACAGUUAUUGCAUAUAAGCUGCAUCUAAAUGUAUUGUUCUGAAUGUUAUUUCUCCCUUUUUUUCUUAUUUAUCUUUGUAUUUAUUUUCACUUCUUUCGAGUGAAGCAAAAAGCUGUAUAUUUGCAGUGAUUAUCUUCUUCAGUCAUUACAAAUGGACAAAAUAUAUUCCUGAAAAGGCCCUUCUAAAGGGUUAUGUUUUUAGAUAAAGCUUGUUGUUGCAGAGCA